UCCUGCGUCCGGGUGCUGCGUCCUCUCGGAGCCCGUGCGGUCCUUUAGCCAAGAUGCCUGAGGAAACCCAGACCCAAGACCAGCCGAUGGAGGAGGAGGAGGUGGAGACGUUUGCCUUCCAGGCGGAGAUCGCGCAGUUGAUGUCGCUGAUCAUCAACACCUUCUACUCGAACAAGGAGAUCUUCUUGCGGGAGCUGAUCUCCAACUCGUCCGACGCUCUGGACAAAAUCCGAUAUGAGAGCCUGACCGACCCCAGCAAGCUCGACUCGGGGAAGGAGCUGCACAUUAACCUCAUCCCGAACAAGCAGGACCGGACCCUCACCAUCGUGGAUACCGGGAUCGGCAUGACCAAGGCCGACCUGAUCAACAACCUGGGCACCAUCGCCAAGUCGGGGACCAAAGCGUUCAUGGAAGCUCUGCAGGCGGGCGCAGAUAUUUCUAUGAUUGGCCAGUUCGGGGUCGGGUUCUAUUCGGCCUACUUGGUGGCCGAGAAGGUGACGGUGAUCACCAAGCACAACGAUGACGAGCAGUACGCCUGGGAGUCCUCCGCAGGGGGCUCGUUCACGGUCCGCACUGACACAGGCGAACCUAUGGGUCGGGGAACGAAAGUUAUCCUGCACCUGAAAGAAGACCAGACGGAGUACCUGGAGGAGAGGAGGAUAAAGGAGAUCGUGAAGAAGCACUCCCGGUUCAUCGGCUACCCCAUCACUCUGUUCGUGGAGAAGGAACCUGAUAAAGAGGUGAGCGAUGAUGAGGCUGAAGAAAAGGAAGAGAAAGAGGAGGAAAAAGAAAAGGAAGAGAAGGAAUCUGAUGACAAACCCGAGAUAGAAGACGUUGGUUCCGAUGAGGAGGAGGAGGAGAAGAAAGAUGGGGACAAGAAGAAGAAAAAGAAGAUCAAGGAGAAGUACAUUGAUCAGGAAGAAUUGAACAAGACAAAGCCUAUUUGGACCCGAAACCCCGACGAUAUUACCAACGAAGAGUAUGGAGAAUUCUACAAGAGUUUGACCAAUGACUGGGAAGACCACCUGGCAGUGAAGCAUUUUUCAGUGGAAGGACAGUUGGAGUUCCGAGCUCUUCUCUUUGUGCCAAGACGUGCUCCCUUUGACCUAUUCGAGAACAGAAAGAAAAAGAACAACAUUAAGUUGUAUGUUCGCAGAGUUUUCAUCAUGGAUAACUGUGAGGAGCUCAUCCCAGAGUAUCUGAAUUUCAUCAGAGGUGUGGUGGACUCUGAGGAUCUUCCUCUAAAUAUUUCCCGUGAGAUGCUGCAGCAAAGCAAAAUUUUAAAGGUUAUCAGAAAGAACUUGGUCAAAAAGUGCUUAGAACUCUUCACCGAACUGGCCGAAGACAAAGAGAACUACAAAAAGUUUUACGAACAGUUCUCCAAAAACAUCAAGCUUGGCAUCCACGAGGACUCCCAGAAUCGGAAGAAGCUCUCGGAGCUGUUGCGCUAUUACACGUCCGCCUCCGGCGACGAGAUGGUGUCGCUCAAGGACUAUUGCACCAGAAUGAAGGAGAACCAGAAGCACAUCUAUUACAUCACAGGUGAGACCAAGGACCAGGUAGCGAACUCGGCCUUCGUGGAGCAUCUUCGGAAGCACGGCCUGGAAGUGAUCUACAUGAUCGAGCCCAUUGACGAGUACUGCGUCCAGCAGCUGAAGGAGUUUGAGGGGAAGACGUUGGUGUCUGUGACCAAAGAGGGCUUGGAACUUCCAGAAGAUGAAGAAGAGAAAAAGAAACAGGAAGAGAAAAAGACAAAGUUUGAAAACCUGUGCAAGAUCAUGAAGGACAUCUUAGAGAAGAAAGUAGAGAAGGUGGUCGUGUCAAACCGACUGGUGACCUCCCCGUGCUGCAUCGUGACAAGCACGUACGGCUGGACAGCAAACAUGGAGAGGAUCAUGAAGGCCCAGGCCUUGAGAGAUAACUCCACCAUGGGCUACAUGGCCGCGAAGAAGCACCUGGAGAUCAACCCCGACCACUCCAUCAUCGAGACCUUACGGCAGAAGGCCGAGGCCGACAAGAACGACAAGUCUGUGAAAGACCUGGUCAUCCUGCUCUACGAGACGGCGCUCCUGUCCUCCGGCUUCAGUCUGGAAGAUCCGCAGACGCAUGCCAACAGGAUCUACAGGAUGAUCAAGCUCGGUCUCGGUAUUGAUGAGGACGACCCCACCGCUGACGACAGCACCGCGGCCGUGAGUGAGGAGAUGCCCCCCCUGGAAGGGGACGACGACACGCCGCGCAUGGAGGAGGUUGACUAGGUGCGGCGAGAAUGACUUGUACAUGUAUUCGAUGCUUUAUCUUCAUUCCCUCUGAUAAUAUAUUUUCAAGGAUGUUUUUCUUUA
Messenger RNA from Neogale vison (American mink), 2339 nucleotides. Its product is annotated as heat shock protein HSP 90-alpha-like. The record is from RefSeq and is a predicted model, not a curated record. NCBI's taxonomy places the organism in Eukaryota, Metazoa, Chordata, Mammalia, Carnivora, Mustelidae. Gene Ontology annotation, molecular function: disordered domain specific binding; ATP hydrolysis activity; ATP binding. Gene Ontology annotation, cellular component: nucleus; perinuclear region of cytoplasm; plasma membrane. Bases 54 to 2255 code for a protein of 733 amino acids. Gene Ontology annotation, biological process: cellular response to heat; protein folding; protein stabilization. The transcript has a single exon.